CACGAAUACACUGCGGCCAUUUUGACCCGACAGAGAAUAUCCUUGUCAGGUUUGCAGACCUCUCGCUCACUGGGCGAGUUCAUAGAAUCGGUUACAAUCAAUGUGCAGAAUUAUACUGGUAUGUGGAAGUUUCUUAGCAAUGACAGUUUUUUGGUGAACUUGGUCACACCUUUAUGGAGUUUGUCACUAACUCGGGAGACUACUGCCAGGCUCAACACGUGUAAAGUGUCGCCGCGUGACCUUCACCCCGACACAGCUCGUCCAAUGGGUGCGGCCCGCUGUGUGCUCCACACCUCACCAUUGGCUGGCUAAACUCAAGGGUCCCUUGACAACGACCGGCUGUCGGCGGUUUUUGAAUGGGUUAAAAUAACCCGACUACCCGCGUGGACAACUUGUCACCAGUGUCUUUCUUAUACAGGUUUUUGUUUUCUUUAAUUAUUUUUUUCGUUGUUCCUGUUUUUUUUCUUUUUUGGAUGUUUUAUCUUCUUCGGAGGAGAGAGUUCCUGUGAUUCGUUGGCAAUACUUUUUGGAUUAUUGCUGUGAUUGGUGAAUUCACGGAUUUUAAAAACAAAACAAAGAAAAAAGGAAGAAGAAAAUCUGCGGUGAUUGGUGGCUUGUUGGUUGUUUUGAAAAAAAGAAAAGAAAAAGAGGAUUAAAAAAAUAUUUAUAUAUACACGAUACUUGAAUUAGUUUUUACAACCAAUACAACUACAAUAAUAAUUCCAAGUGGUUGGUGGUGGUAUUGUUUUAGGAUUUUUUUUCGUUUUGACUUGUAUUGUUUUUCCAAGAAGAGUGUGGAUUUACAUACGAUGUCAGUGAGCACGAUGAAGGCGAGACGUCCAGAGCCCUCGGAGAUCCAGUUUAAAAACAUGCGAUUCCUCAUCACUGACAGACCCACCGACUCCACCAUGGAGAAGUUCAUCCAGGAGUUACACAAGCGCGGCACGAAGGAUGUUGUGCGGGUGUGUGAGCCCACGUACAACACAGAGAAACUGCAGAGCGAAGGAAUCAGAGUCUUGGACUGGCAGUUUGAUGAUGGCACGGCCCCCCCUAACGAGGUCGUGGACGACUGGUUUAAUCUGUUACGGACUCGUUUCAAAGAAGAGCCGGGCUGCUGUGUGGCCGUGCACUGUGUGGCGGGACUGGGAAGAGCUCCCGUCUUAGUUGCACUGGCUCUGAUGGAGGGGGGUAUGAAGUAUGAAGAUGCCGUGGAACUUAUCAGAGGGAAGCGUCGAGGCGCCAUCAACUCCAAGCAGUUGGCGUAUCUCGAACAUUACCGUCCAAAAUCACGGAUGAAACUGAAGACGCAGCGCAAUGGAGACAAUCAGUGCACUGUGCUAUGACUAUUUUUAGAUUACGGGAAAUCCCACGUGUAUACUUCUCAUGCCAAAAAACUCUGACUUUCAAGCCAAUUCCACCAUUGAUGGAACUGGGGUUCUGGUUGUUCUUUGCCCCCUCUAGUGAACCCAUUUCCCCUCCACCAUUGAUACAGAAUGGACCCAUCCAAGACAGGGUAACGAAGUGCCUCGAGUCAUACUGCGCUACCCUCCAUUAGUAAUGAACUCUUCCCAACAAGACCUGUCGAUCAAGUGAUGAAGCUCUGUCAUUGUGCAAUGUUGUGAUCAAUUUUCUUUUGUGUAUUUUUGAACCGAGAUGUUGAUUCUCUUUCUCGGUAUUUUAACUGUUAUUUUUUUAUUUUUUUUAUUUUUUAUUUUUUGUGAUAACUUGGUUUGGUUUUUGGGGACUCUCCAAAAAUAUAGUUUUGACUCUCCAAACAUGCCACAUAUAUAUAUAGAAUUUGGUUUCAUUUGUUGUAUUUUUUCAACAUUUAAUCAAUGCCACAUUCAAAAUUAUUAAACUCAUGUGUGAAUGCAAGUCUUAGAUCUAUUCUGUUUUGUUGUUUCACCACCGUUGGAAAAGGUCUCACUGCGUCGAGAGUGGUAUUUGCAGUUGAAGUCGUCCAACGGGGAUAGAAAAUAAUGCUCACAUCCCAUCAUCCAGGACAAAGUAUUAAUUGUUGUGUACUAGUAUUAUUUAAAUGACGUUACCCCCCCCCCCCCCCCCCCCCCCCCCCCCCCCAGGCCAGAUGUAUAUUGAGGGGUGACAACCCAAACGCGUUUUUUUCUCCUCCCCUCUUUUUUUUUUAUAUUAUUCUUUUUUAAUAAAUUUUCUUAAUGUAACAGGGUGGGUGGGUGGGACUUAAUGUACUAGAGAAGGCAGGCCCUGUACGCAGCACCACCUGAAAUGACCAAAGGUCCACAUUUUUCUGUCAAAUUUAGAUAAUGUUACAUAAACAUGUUUUUGUGUGUUUUUUUUUCAUUGUUGGUUCCAUCACAAGGAAUUUGAACCAACCCCCCCCCCCCAGCAUUAAAAAUCCUUCAUAUUGGCCUGAAGGGGAACAUAGAUGUAAUGGAGGACAUACAUGGUUUUGUACAUAACGGUUAAACCAGUUUUUUUAUUGCCAACCCUCAAUGUGUUCCAAUGUGAUUAUUAUGUAGUUGUCUGCGGUUGAAAUAAUUGGUUGCCUGCUUGCCAAUGGCAACCUGGUUUCUGAGUAGGCACCUUCAGUAAAACAAAUUGCAACAGUUGCCUAUGACUCCCAGCUGAUUCCUAACUUGACUCACUCUGGGCCCUGGCGGUCAAUUGGUUCCUAAAGGUCUACAUUAUAUUUCAACCCCUGACUCGGGCUGAAUGAUACCAAGUUUUGUUUUGUUAGAACUGACCACAAAUUCUACACAUGUUGGUCACUUAGUUCCAUUGAUUGAGAGUGGUUGGGGGGGGGGGGAUGUCAUUUUUCAUGGCUACUAGAUUGCCAGACACAUGGAAAUAUUUCUUUGUUUCUACUUGUGUAUGUCUGCGCAUGUGUGCAUGCAUGUGUGUGGAAGCGUGCGUGUGCAUGCAUGUGUGUGGAAGCGUGUAUGUGUAUGCGUAUGCAAGUGUGCAUGUGUGUGUAAUAACAUGCAACCUACCAUUUUAAUUUUAUUUAGUUACUAGUAUUACAUUGGUAUUAAAUUUCAGUGUGAACUCUUGACUUUGAAUUGUAUUGUUAAUUUUUCCAUCUAAUUCCCCCUUUCUGAGCUUUUUAAAAAGUUCAUUCCUGUUUGUAUAUACUCUAUUCCAAGCACUGUACUUAAAUUAUUUUUCACUUGUUGCUCCGACUUCAGAUCUGGAUUCAUAUCGCCAUGGCAUUUUGAUUCAGAUGGUAUAUAUAUAUAUAUAUAUAUAUAUAUAUAUAUAUAUAUAUAUAGUGUUAGCAUUGGACUCAAUGCUUAUACAAAAUGGCCCUAGUAAGUUUUUAAUAACCUAAUGUUAAAUCUAAAAAUUAUUUGCACAUUUUUCGAUAUCCUAAGCACACAAACAUUUAGUAUUUUAAGUUAGCAAUACAUCCAGUUUGUCGUUUACAUAACUGAUUUAAAAUCCUGCAGUUGUUAAAUAAAUUGCCCAAAGCCCUGUUAAUCAGUCAUCCCUGUUAGUUUACAACCUUGUUAAUUACCCACACCCCUGCUAAUUGCACACACCUUUGUUAGUUACAACACCCCUGUUAGUUACUUUCACCGUGUCCAUUGGCUGUUACUUGCAAAAUACUUGUGAACUUUCUGUGAAAAGCUAUGUAACUGGAAUUCUGUUCAAACCAGGUGUUAAAAUUUCAAGCCCUG
Messenger RNA from Gigantopelta aegis, 3656 nucleotides. Its product is annotated as protein tyrosine phosphatase type IVA 1-like. Gene Ontology annotation, molecular function: protein tyrosine phosphatase activity. NCBI's taxonomy places the organism in Eukaryota, Metazoa, Mollusca, Gastropoda, Neomphalida, Peltospiridae. Gene Ontology annotation, biological process: protein dephosphorylation. Gene Ontology annotation, cellular component: nucleus. Bases 810 to 1343 code for a protein of 177 amino acids. The record is from RefSeq and is a predicted model, not a curated record. The transcript has 7 exons.